ACACACAGAGAUAUCUAUUUACUUAUCUUUAGGACACUCUCAUUUCACUUCAUUCACCAUCACACAACACUUCUCUGCUUAUCCCUUUUCUUUUUCUCUAAAAUGUUCUAUUUCUAUGUAUACACAGUCUCUCUCCACAAACUGUGUGUGUGUGUGUCUAUGUGUGCGCACGCUCGCUCAUGUGCCUAUAAUGGGGGUAGGCAGGGUGCGUCAGGCUUUACUUGAACUAAUGGCUCCCAGGCGUGCAGCAUGGCCAGACAUACUGGAGCCGAGAGCAGAGAGAAGGAAUGCCACUCCAAAACCCAGCAUGAGAGGGGAGAGAUAGAGGGAGAAAGGGAGGGAGGUAGUGGGGAGUGCGUGGCUGGAAGAAGGUUGUGAAGAAUUUUGUUGGCAGGGAGGACAGUGGUUUUGGGUAGGUAAGACUGGAAUAUCUGCCUAGCUUUGAAUUCCUCCCCCCUAUGUGUUGAACAUCUGUGUAAACCGCCUUCUAUCAAUCCGCAUACCGUAUUAAAACAUAGUCAACAUAGGUUCUAUAAAAUGGAUUUUUUUUCCUGCUAAUUCUAUGAGCAGAUGUUUAUUGUUCUUUCAGAAUGCAGUCUAGCAGGAGUUCUAUGUUUUUGCUCUCAAUUUCCACUCACAGUUUUGAACCCGAGAUCACAGCCAUAGCUAAUGGAAACGGCACUGUUUUUUGAGAAAGAAGACUUAAAUAGGGAAACUUGAGGUGCCAGAUAAAACUCAGCACUGUUUUACUGGCAAUCAUUUUGAAUACCCUACUCAGCUUAUCUAUCAAUAACAGGACUGCUUUGAAGAGUGCAGUGCGGAUGAACAGACAGUACUGCUGACUGAAUGAUGAGCAGAUUGAAAUCUGAUUUAAAUUAACAAACAGCAUUGUUUUGCCAACCUGAGAAACAUGAGAAACUUCAGUUAUCACACCUAUGGCAAAUUGGGCAGUCUUAAAAGUAAUUCUGACUUAGAGUGUCAAUUGAGAUACUUUUGUCUUCUCUGUUUCUCACACUCGUGUAUUAUGCUGUCUUACAUUUUGUAUGCAAAUUCUAUAGCCCCACCCACACACAUUGUGUAACAUCACAUGUGUGCACAUCACCUCACAUUUAUGGGUCCUGAACUUUUCAGGGGUGAGGCCUAUAGCUCUUUAUUAGCAUGUAAAUGAAAUCAGUUGGCGUAAACGCACAUUAACUCGGGGCUGUGAGCAUUGACCCCGCUUGAUUGAGUUUGAGUUACUUGCACCCAUUCUGUAGCUCUUAUUUGAAUGAAUUUAGCUUUCUCCAAACAGAGUGACGUAACCUAGACUGGUUUGGUAUUUAAAACAUGAAUAGAUUUCAGUAGACUGAAAUCUCGUGUAAAUAAUCAGUAAGAUAUUGAAGAGCUAAUCAUGGCUACAGACUUAAAUGAGCAGUAGAUGGGAUUUGUAGGGUGGAGAAGUUUUCACAUGUGGGAGUUUGUGUCCUCACAUGCAUUUCACCGUGCUCCCUCGCAGCCUGGGAAGAGGAACACUUCGCAUGUGCAGCUGUGUGAAGUUUGGCUGCACAGCUGUUUCCACCGUCUGUGUAUGUGUGUGCUGUAUGCUCUGCACACACAUCCUAACGUAGUCAUGCUGGAAAUAUAGACAGUGAGUUGAGGAUUAUGAUCAGCCCCCUCUCUGUGCAUGUGCUUUUUCUGAAGAUUUUUGUUUCAUUUUUCAAGUGUGUGUGAAUGUUUGCAGUGUUUGUUUUUUUAAAAAAACUAAGAAACCAUUGAAUUCUGCAGUACAGUAGCAAAAUACUGAUAUUUUUACAUCUAAUCCUAUUCUUAAUCUCUAUCAAAAAAUAAAUCUUUUGCCUUUUAGUUUUGCAAAUGAGUUUUUUAAGGACCAUGCAAAAGUGCUGACAAUCUAGAAAUUAUUGCGUAUUCUGAUCAAUAUGGGGACAUUUGCUCCACAUAAAAGGGCUUUAAACAUGCAGCAAACACACACUUGGUGCGCAGGGCCAGGGGAAGACAUUAAAGAGAUUCACAGAUGCUCUGUGAAGUGCGCACUCAUUAUUUAGCAGUUUUCCUUUUCGCAAGUACACUUUGAGUAUUUAGUAGUUGUUUUGUGCCUCAUUGCUCCUCUCUGACUCUUGAAACUAAGUCUGCAAAAUAGACAUCUAACACCUUAUAAUGGACUGCUUGUGUUUCUUUGACACAUCAACUGUGUUUGUUUAGCUCUCCUCCUGCCAAGCACUAAUGCCAUAAGAAUAGUAUAUACUAUUAUUUUUCUUUAUCAGUGGGGUAAAAGGUGAACAUCACAGAUGGGUUAAUGAUUAAUUUCAACAAUAAAAAUCUUUUUUUCUUAAAUGUAGGUCGCUUUAAGUGCACAGCACUAUGGUAUAUUGUCAGGUCUCAUUAUUUGGGGUGUUUCAUUAAGUGACCCGUCUCUCCCCCUCUUCCUGGCACAUACUUUGUUUGACCUUUUAGUGCCAGAACAAUUAGUUAUGUUAAUCACCAAACCCGCCUCACUAAAUACAUUAAAUAGAUUAUCAGCUGAUUGGCCAGGAGCCACCAAGUGGGCGUGUUGUUAGCCCAGCCGGCUACGCUUCAAGUGAGCAUCGUGAAGUGGGGGAAGUGUGUUUUGUGUGUGUGUGUGUGUGAGAGAGAGAGAGAGAGAGAGAGACAGAGAUGGAGAGAAAAACAAAGUGAGAUUGUUAAGAGAGGUGAAACAUUUGGAUAGCUGAGCAACAAAAGAACGAAAGGAAAAAGAAAGUGGAGCGACAAAUAGAGCUACAACGCAAGUGAGAAAGGAAGUGAGAGAGAAAUAAAGAAGUCUUUCUGAAUCUCCUCGCCCAUCUGGACUCCAUCUGUGUUUCUCUGGCUGCAAGUGGAGCUUGGACUACAGCUCACAUAUGCAGGGGGCUUAGACACAUGCCCCACAUAUGAAGGAGAGAAAAGGGGAGCGAUAAGGAGCAGUAAACAAGCUAAACCAAGGGACUCACUUGUUUUUGGAAUAAGGAAGAAGGGGGGAAAAAAAGGACCGUCCAGAGAGGUGAGACAGUGGAGAGAAGAAGGUUCUUGCCAUGCCCGGUUCUCCAGUGGAUGUAAAGACUCAUUCCAGACCGGCAGUAUCCGCCAUGCCCCCUCUUCCCUCAGUCAACCCCAGUGGGCCCCGGCCUGCUGCCUUUUCUUCCACAGCAUUGACCAAUGGGAUGAACCAUUCUCCACCAACCCUCAACGCUGUCCCCUCCCCACCUCAGCGCUACAGUAAUGGGCCAUCCUCAUCCUCUUCCUCUUCAUUGGCCAAUCAGCAGCUUCCAGCAACAUGCGGUGCUAGGCAGCUUAGUAAACUGAAGCGGUUCCUCACUACAUUGCAACAGUUUGGCAACGACAUCUCACCUGAGAUUGGAGAAAGUGUGCGGAGCUUGGUCCUUGCCUUGGUGAAUUCCACAGUCACUAUUGAGGAGUUUCAUUCCAGACUACAAGAGGCCACUAAUUUCCCUUUAAGACCAUUUGUCAUCCCUUUCUUGAAGGCAAACCUACCAUUGCUGCAGAGAGAGCUGCUCCAUUGUGCACGAGCAGCUAAGCAGACUCCUGCACAGUAUCUGUCCCAACACGAGCACUUGCUGCUCAGCACAGCUGCACCUUCUCCCGCAGACUCCACCGAGCUACUGCUAGAGCCAAGCGACAACAGCAAGAGACACAGUCCUAGCAGAGCCAAAGAAAAUGGCUUCCAUGAGCGACCCCCAGCGCCAAUAGAGCCUCCAGCCAAGCGGAUCUGCACCAUAAGCCCCGCCCCCAGACACAGCCCUGCCCACCCCAUGCCACUCCAGAUUCACCCAACCCCACCCCCUCUCCAGCACUACGCCCUGGAUGACAUCAGCACUCCACACCUGUACAGAGAGCCCCAUCGCAUUCUGGAGCUCAGAGAACUGAAGGAUAGGCCGCGACUUCCAGGUUCUAACGGGGGCUACCAUGAGGAGCCAGUCGACCACAGACUGACUGAGAGGGAAUGGGCUGAUGAGUGGAGACAUCUAGACCAUGUGCUGAACUGUAUCGUGGAUAUGGUGGAGAAGACAAGACGUUCAGUGAGCGUCCUGCGGCGCUGUCAGGAAUCAGACCGUGAGGAGCUCAACUACUGGCGACGGAGGUCCAGUCAGCUCGAUGGUGCACGCAAGAGCGCUGCAACUCCCAGCACUGUGUCCUUCUCCAAAUCGCAUAGUCCUCUCUCUGCUGAUGUUGUCAGCGCCGAUCCUCAGCGGGAGCUCUCUCUGCAUGCUGGCCCUGGCUAUGUGCCUGAUGAGAUCUGGAGGAAAGCUGAGGAAGCAGUCAAUGAGGUGAAGCGGCAGGCAAUGGAUGAGGUGCAAAAGGCUGUGGCAGAGGCAGAGCAGAAGGCCUUUGAAAUGAUUGCAGCUGAGAGAGCCAAGAUGGAAAAAACCCUGGCUGAGGCCAAAAGGAAAGCCACAGAAGAUGCAAUUCAGGUCAUCAACGAACAAGAGGACUCCAGUGAGUGCUGCUGGAACUGUGGCCGGAAGGCAAGCGAGACGUGCAGUGGGUGUAAUGCGGCUCGCUAUUGCGGCUCUUUCUGCCAGCACAAAGACUGGGAGCGUCACCACCUGAUCUGCAGCCCAGGCCUGCAGGCACAACCCAAAGCAGUGUCCACCCUUAACACACGCGUCCUGACCAAAGCCCCUGAGAGCGGCCCAGCCCAGAGCCCCAGCCUGGAAAAAACCUCCAACACCUCACGAGCCUCUACCCCUCCAAGCCCCUCCUCAGCCUCCACCCCUGACACUAACACACAUUAGAGGAAAAACUAAAGAAGAGAUAUGGACAUAUUACAUCUCAGUGACAUGAAAAAGGCUAUAAACAUCAGAAAACCAUGCAAAAGGAGCCAAUUUAAUACAUGCAGUUAUUGGGUAUUUCACACAAAUGAUGUGAGUAAUGGCUCAUUGUUUUCAGUUGGACAAAAAGACCAUUCGGAUAUUUCUUUUGCUUUAAGUAAACAAUGUGAAAAUCACUUUCCUGGAAAGUAUAGCAAUGUUCUGUGUUCACCAUUCAAAGAAUAGAAAGAUGGCUGUAUCUCAUUACUGACCAUUAUACUGGUUUUUAAUGAUUCUUCUUGCACAAAACAUGUCAGUCAUUUUUGUGUGUGCGUGUGUGUGCAUGUUUGUGUAUGUACACAUGUGUAUGUUUCUACUGCAUGUGUUGGACAAUUUGAUUGCUUGUAGAGCAAUGUCUAGAAGCAGGAACACCAUUGCUGGCCAUGCAGCAAUACAGUUGUGAUCCAGCGAGCUUACAUGUCAGCAUAUAUUAAUUUUAUACGAGUCUGUUUUUGUUGGGUAAAAGUGAUAUAUAACAACUUAGCAGACAGCAAACAAACAGUACAACGGUACGACAACUAACUUGCAUGAAUUCAUGUUUCUGUAUUGAGCAUGGCUACCAAACCCUGGGGAGUAUUUCAUGAAGCGAGUUAAUAAAAUCCAGGCUUAUUUGAAAUAGUCAGGCUUAAUCUAGCCAGACAGAUCACUCCAUGCUCUGUGCAUUCCAAUAGCGAACUUCAGCUGUGGACCACCUUAGCUGUGAGGUGGAUUUAUUGCAACUUGCAAAUGAUAGGGAUGGUCCUGUCCCAAAAUGAUCUAGGUGCUGUGCGCUCUUGGCUAUGGGCUACAUGCUCCCUCGUCCACUUGAUUUUUAAGAAACAUAGUUGAUCAUGCAGUACUUCUCAGUGUACGAUUCAUUUUAUAGCUUACAUUUUGGCCAAUGUAGAUUACCUGCAUGCUAAUAAGUUUCUGGCCUACUAAUGGCUUUUAUAUGUUAUGAAUAUCCAAGUGAAUGAACAUAUAAAAUGUUUUAUGAACCUAUAGUAUGUAGGCUACUUUUUUUUUUUUUUUUUUUUAAAUGUCCUUAAUAAAGCUUCUUAGACUGCGCAGUGCAUCAUGUAAUAAGAGAUUUAUUACGUUUGCGGCAAUUUAAUUGGGCACCAGAUAAACUUAACCAUUAGCCUGCCACAGAGCAGGCUUCUUCAAAAGCAUCUCCUGCCAUAACUGAGCAGGGCUUAAGAUUAUUGAAGAAAGUGACAAAAUUAGCCAGGCUUGCUGAAAUAAGCCUGGCUUAGCAGAUUGGCUCACUUUGUGCAAUACUCCCCCUGGUCUAGAGGGUCCAGGCUGCAGUGAAAACACAUCUGUUACAAAAAUUUGUCCUCAGGACACAGAUCUUGUGGCCACUAUGUAAGAUAACAGUAUGUUCCCAGCAAAAUGUGUCAGUUAUGUGCUUGCAGGUGACUUUAUCUUCUCAGGUUUUAUUUUUUGUUGGACUAUUGUGUGUGAAAAUCCCAGGAAAUCAGUUUCUGAGUCUGGUACCAACAAAAAUUGUCAUAAGCUUGUUGGUUAAAUGUGAAAAUUAAAAAUUGGGAACUUCAAGUUCAACUUGGGAACAAUCUGAUUCAAACUAAUUUAACAUGGCUAGGGCUAGGUUUCAUUUAAACUGUUAAACUUUUGAGACUUAAUGUUUUCUUCUACAAAAUGUUCAGUUUGGGCAGUUUACAGCUCGUUCUUUCACAACUCUUCCACAAAGAAAUACUCGAGAUUAAUUUUGGAUGAUAAUCAAAAAAUCAUGACCUUACUAUUAUGAGGUUCUGUCUGGAUUAAGAAUGAAUGGGAAACAGAACCUUAUAAUACUAAGAUCAUGAAAUUGCCCUUGAUAUUACUUGAUAUCAUUUUAUACUGUGGCUUACAGAUCUGUGAUGGGUGGCAUUAACUCGCCUCUUCAGGUGAUUUGACCCCAAUACAGAAAUGUCAUACCAUUGUGUCAUAUUUGAUUAACUGCAUAAUUAACUUUGUGUAAUAUGAUCCUUCAGUGCCAGGUUUAGAGCUCUGUGAAAUUAAUGUUAUGUUUUCUGGUGUUGCCUGUAAGUGUUGCAACUGAAUCUAUUUAAAUCUCAGGAGUACAUUGUAUGUAAAUAAGUUUAUUCCCUUGUUCACAUUUAGAGAGGCUAGAGUUUAACCUUUUUGCCAGAUUGGUGUCAACAUUCUUUUCACAUUUUAUGUAACAAAAUAAAUUCCAUUAUUUUUUCAUUAUGAAAUGACUUACCUGUAAAAUAUGAUUAUAAACAAAAAGAUCUGUAUUUUGUGAGCCAUGUGUCACUAAAACGUUUGUUUCUCACAAGACACAAAGAGAAUCUUGAUAUGAAGUAGUAAUAAAGAAAUAAGUACAACA
Messenger RNA from Pangasianodon hypophthalmus (striped catfish), 7179 nucleotides. RefSeq names its product CBFA2/RUNX1 partner transcriptional co-repressor 2 (gene cbfa2t2). Gene Ontology annotation, molecular function: transcription corepressor activity. Gene Ontology annotation, cellular component: nucleus. The transcript is spliced from 11 exons. Gene Ontology annotation, biological process: DNA-templated transcription; negative regulation of DNA-templated transcription. The coding region runs from base 3048 to 4769 and encodes 573 amino acids. Lineage: Eukaryota; Metazoa; Chordata; Actinopteri; Siluriformes; Pangasiidae. The record is from RefSeq and is a predicted model, not a curated record.